Megalops cyprinoides (Indo-Pacific tarpon) is the source of this 4284-nucleotide messenger RNA. It is a transcript of the gene ccdc30, whose product is annotated as coiled-coil domain containing 30. The transcript has 28 exons. Lineage: Eukaryota; Metazoa; Chordata; Actinopteri; Elopiformes; Megalopidae. The coding region runs from base 408 to 4130 and encodes 1240 amino acids. The record is from RefSeq and is a predicted model, not a curated record.
ACUACCGAGACUUUGUAUUACGCUGGAAUGGAAAGUUUGCCUUUUUUGGGCAAUGGUUCUGGGAACACUGACACCAGCCCGUCCAGAAGAGUGUGUCUUCAGAAAACAACACAGUGCCGACGCACCCCUUUUUAAAAUGUCUGUCUUUAUCCCAUGGUUUAACGUAGCCAGAUAGUAACCCACAUCCUUUUGGAAUUCUGGACAUUCCAGAAUAACACGUGUCUUGUCAGUCUGUAGCCCACAUUGGAUGCAGUGAUCAGAAUGGCGUUGAGCGUUUCCCUGCUUCGUUUACGGGCAUCACCCCCAAAUGACUGUGUCGUGUCAAUGCCACACAACGUGGUCUGAUAUAAACUCAUUUAAAUGCGCGCCGGAGUCGCCUCCAGUCAACAGGAAUCAAGACAAGCGACAUGCAGCACCAGGAGGAGAGGGAGGAGCUGGAUGAGGUCGCCCGGCGCCUGCGGGAGGACGGGCUGGCCCCCGGGGCGUCGGCCGAGGAGCGUCAGCACCGCCUGUGGCGUCUGCUGCGGGACAGCGAGGGCAGUCUGGCGUCCGCCACCGAGGAGCUGCGCAACCUGCGUGCGCAGCAAGCCGCCGAGAUGAAAGAGGUGGAGAACUACGUGGAGCACAUUCGCAACCUGCUGGAGGACCGGGAGUCGCUGACGGCAGAGUACGAGCGCGAGAACGAGCAACUCCGUGCCGAACUGCGGCAGAUCCGGCUCCAGCAAGAUGCCCAGCUCAAGGAGGUGGUGGAGAUGCUGGACCAGGAGGGCCUGGCGGACAUCAGUCAGAGCAGCCCCAGCGAGCAGGUGGCCUACCUGCUGGUGGAAAGGUCCACACUGCUGGAGAGGCUGGAGGCGGCCGAGAGGAAGGUGGACACCCAGAGCCUGACGGGCAGCCUGAGGGAGGUGCACCUGCAGGAGGAGCUGGAUCACAUCCGCCACACCAUGGAGGAGGAGCUUCGGCAGCAGAGGGAGACCAUGCAGCGAAGCAAGGAGAGCAUGAACAAGCAGUCUCCUGUCCAGAGUCCGUGGAAGAAGCUGUUCGGAGUGUGCAAGGCUGCACAGAACACACGCACUGGUUACUCCGCCCACAGCGAGGAGCUGGCGGCGGAGCAUGUGGAGAGGCAGCGGCUGGAGAGGGACCUGGACGAGGCGUCCCGCCGGCUGGCCAUGGCCCACGAGGAGAUCCGCCGUCUGACCGACGAGCUGGACACCGCCCGGAAGACGCAGAGCCUCUGCGGGCCAGAGCUGGAGAGAGCCGGACAGGAAGUGGAGCAGCUGAGACAGGAAGUGGACAAGCUGAAGGAGUGCGAUGUGAAGGAGCUGCAGAGGGCCCUGGAGCAGAACGCAAGGCUGGACCAGGAGAUCCGGGCCCUGAGGGAGAGAGUCCGCUCUCUGGACUCGGAGAAAAAGACCCUCUUAGAAACGGUGGAGAAUGUAAAAAUGGAUUCAAACAAGGAUGAGCUGCACUCUCACCUGGGACGGGAUGAGGGUGACGACUCCCCGUCUCCAACAGCUUCGUUAAAUGGGGACCAGGAGCAGAUUCAUAAAAGGUGCCGCCUGGAGUCACAGGAUAAGGACUGCCGGCUGCGGGAGCUCCACAGGAGGCUGCUGAGGCAGCAGCGGGAGCACGAGGAGCUGGUGGAGAGGAACGAGGAGCUGGAGUCCCUGCUGGGAGAGGCCCAGAACCAGGGCAAGGCCGAGCGCGAGCGCCACGAGUGCGAGGCGGAGGGGCUGCAGAGAAAGAUAAAACACCUGGAGGCAGAGCUGACCAAACUGAGCUCCCAGGAGCCUGCCCUGAAAGGUGGAGAUCUUGGAAAAGAGUCAGAGAUCAGCAGCCAGGAGAGGGUUGCCCUGUUGGAGGCCCGUCUGACAGAGGAGAAGGAGUGGAGGAAACAGCUGGAGGUGGAUCUGGCCACCGCCCAGGCAGCUCUGAAGAAGGACAAAGAGGAGCUGCAGAGGGAUCAGAAGGAGCUGAGGAAAGUGCGGGCAGAGCUUCAGAGUCUGCAGAUUGAGUGUCAGCAAGGGCGGUCUCUGAACGCAAGUCUCGUCCAAGUUAAGGGUGAAAAGGACAUUUUGGGAGAAAAGGUGUCUCAGCUGGAGCACGCUCAGAGCCGGCUGAAGAGCGACCUCGAUCUGCAGACCUCAGCGUGCAUCCGAGCCCAGGAGGACCUGAGGGAGAGCAAGGGGCAGGUGUCCGAGCUCAGCGCCCAGGUGGGACGACUGCGGUCGGAGGCGUUCAGCCGCGAGAGAGAGUGCGACUCCCUGAGGGCGGAGGUGCUGGAGGAGCGAGGCCGGGCUGCGGAGCUGCAGAGGAGAGUGAAGGAGGGAGCCCAGGAGAGGCAGCAGCUCCAGAGAGAGAAGGAGGCGCUGGAGCUGCAGCUGCAGGCUGUGAGGGAGCAGCUACAGGCCGCCCGGCAGGAGGGACACGGGCCGCAGGCACAGCCCGGCCCCCAGCCCGGCCCCCCCGCAGCUGACAGGCCCAGGGAGGAGGGCCUCAGCCAGCUGGCGUCUCUGAAGGUGGAGGUGAGCCGGCUGCAGUCCACCCUGGAGGAGGAGCGAAUGCUGGCCAGCCAACACCAGCUGGCCCUGCAGGCCCAGAUCAACGAGGCCCAGGCGCGGACCAAGUCCCAGGAGUCUCUGCUGCAGCAAAAGGCGGAGGAGAGUAAGCAGCUGCGUCAGGACGUGCAGCGAACACAGAGCCUGUUCACUUCCGCCGAGAGGGAGCUACGCUACGAGAGGGAGAAGAGCCUUGACCUGAAGCGGCACAACGCUCUGCUGGAGCAGGAGAAGCUGAAGGUGUGCGCGGAGCUGAAGCAGGCCCAGGCCAGAGUCUGCCAGCUGGAGCAGAGCGGGGCGGGGCAGCGGGCGGAGCUGGAGCGGCUGCAGCAGAGGGCCCGGGAGCUGGAGCUGGAGCUGGCCCGCAGCAGCCAGAGCCGGCAGGCCUCCAGCAGCCUGCAGGAGGAGCUGAGCGCCGAGCGGGCGCGCCUCAUCGCUGCCGAUAAGAAGGUGCUGGAGCUGCAGCAGCAGCUGAAGGGCACCCUGCACCAGCUGCGUCUGGAGGAGGCUCGCUCUGGGGAGACCAGCAAGCUGGAGAAGGACACCAAGGACAUGUCGGACAACCUGUCUGUGCUGCGGGCCAAGCUGCAGGAGGACCAGCUCCACAGGAAGCUUCUAGAACAGAGAGAGGAGGAGCUGCAGCAGCAGCUUCGGUCCCUGCGGGCGAAAGAGGCCACCCUGAACCGCACCAACUCCGAGCUCAGCCACCGUCUGCAGGAGCUGGACACCCGGCUGGGGGUGCUGGAGGGCGAGCGCAGCAAGGCCAAAGAGGAGCAGCAGCAGAGCUGGAAGACCGUCCACAGCCUGCAGGAGCAGCUGGACUGCAGCCAGCAGGAGUCUGAGAGGCUUCAGGAGGAGCUGCAGCAGGUCAUGCAGCAACUGGACACCCACAUCAGGAAGUACAACGAGAAGCAGGCCCACCACAAGAUGAAGCUGCGCAAAGCCAAGCAGAUCUUCCUGAAGGAGACCGCGCAGCGUGACGGAAGGAUCCAGAAGCUGGAGAACGACCUGGCUCUCGCCAGCAGCCUGUCUGAGAGGGAGCGGGGCUGGAUAGGGAGGGUGACGGAGGAGAACGAGAAGCUGCUGCAGGAGCAGCGGGAGCUGCUGAAGAGGCUGAACGAGGCGGAGGAGAUGGGGAGCAGCAGCCUGAACACGGCCUGCACCGUUCAGCACAGGGUGAAAUUUCUGGAGGAGGAGAACCGGUAUCUUGAAGACAAGACGUUGCAGCUGGCCAAUCAAGUGGGAGCCCUGGAGCGCGCUCUGAGGAAGGUCCAGUCUGUCUGCAGUGUUGAGGAUCUUAAGAACAUAUUCCCCUCUGAAAGUCUUCUUAAUGACAGCCUUCUGCAAACUUCAAAUGCAAGUCUGACGUCUGGUGUGUGUGACACGCUGGGAAUUCUGGAUGCCAUCCGCCGGGUGAAAGCGGGCAGCCAAACGGAGGCCACGAAGUCUUGCUCCGCCCCGCUGUCCCAGCCCUCCGAAAUCGGCUACCUGAACGUGACCUCCCCCGUGGCACCGGCGGGGCCCCAGCGGGAGCCGGAGGAGAGCGUCAGUUUGGGCAGCGACGAGGUCUGAGGGACCCUGCCGUGUCUGACCUGCCUUCCCCACGAUGCUGUGGUGUGCGUCUGCUCCGCCCCCCGCCGUGGCAGUGCCGCCUUUUCCUCUCUGCAGCAGUCAGCUUGGUUUUGUUUUUGUCCUGUCCCAUGCCAAUUUCUGCCCCUCCGGGGUA